AUGUCGGACCUCCAGGGAAGAAAGGUGUUCAAGGUCUUCAACCAGGACUUCAUUGUCGACGAGAGAUACACUGUGACCAAGGAGUUGGGACAAGGUGCUUAUGGUAUUGUCUGUGCUGCCACCAACUCUCAAACUCAAGAAGGUGUUGCCAUCAAGAAGGUUACGAAUGUGUUCUCGAAGAAGAUUCUCGCAAAGCGUGCGCUGCGAGAAAUAAAGCUGCUACAACACUUCAGAGGUCACCGAAACAUCACUUGUCUGUAUGAUAUGGACAUUCCUCGCCCGGACAACUUCAACGAGACCUAUCUCUACGAGGAGCUCAUGGAGUGUGAUCUCGCUGCCAUUAUUCGAUCCGGCCAACCCCUCACCGACGCCCAUUUCCAAUCUUUCAUCUACCAAAUCCUCUGUGGUCUUAAAUACAUUCACUCUGCAAAUGUCCUUCAUCGGGAUUUGAAGCCUGGUAAUCUGCUGGUCAACGCUGACUGCGAGCUGAAGAUUUGCGAUUUCGGUUUGGCUAGAGGUUUCUCUGUUGAUCCGGAGGAGAAUGCGGGUUAUAUGACCGAGUAUGUGGCGACGAGAUGGUACCGUGCUCCUGAAAUUAUGUUGAGCUUCCAGAGCUACACAAAAGCUAUCGAUGUCUGGUCCGUUGGAUGCAUCCUUGCCGAAUUGCUCGGAGGGCGCCCGUUCUUCAAGGGUAGAGAUUACGUUGAUCAACUCAACCAGAUCCUUCAUAUCCUCGGAACACCCAAUGAGGAGACCCUCUGCCGUAUUGGAUCUCCCCGAGCUCAAGAAUACGUCCGCAACCUCCCACACAUGGCCAAGCGACCAUUCCCAACCUUGUUUCCAAAUGCCAAUCCCGACGCAUUGAACCUUUUGGAUCAUAUGCUGGCUUUCGAUCCAUCAUCGCGAAUCUCUGUCGAGGAGGCUCUCGAACACCCAUACCUUCACAUCUGGCACGAUGCCUCUGACGAACCCGGGUGCCCAACAACGUUCAAUUUCGACUUCGAAGUCGUAGAGGAUGUCGGCGAGAUGCGCAAGAUGAUCUUGGACGAGGUCGCUCGCUUCAGACAGCAUGUCCGUAUCCAACCCGGUCAACAAGGAGCCAGCCAAGGUCCCGCAGUGCCGAUUCCCCAAGGUGGAGGUGGAUGGAGCAAUGAAGAUCCUCGUCCUCAAGAGUAUGGCCAGAAUGCCACUGGUCUUGAGCAGGACUUGCAGGGUGGAUUGGAUGCUAUGCGCGCAUAG
This is a messenger RNA of Cadophora gregata, 1239 nucleotides long. RefSeq names its product Mitogen-activated protein kinase (gene MPK1). Gene Ontology annotation, biological process: intracellular signal transduction; protein phosphorylation. Gene Ontology annotation, cellular component: cytoplasm; nucleus. The transcript is spliced from 5 exons. NCBI's taxonomy places the organism in Eukaryota, Fungi, Ascomycota, Leotiomycetes, Helotiales, Ploettnerulaceae. The record is from RefSeq and is a predicted model, not a curated record. The coding region runs from base 1 to 1239 and encodes 412 amino acids. Gene Ontology annotation, molecular function: ATP binding; MAP kinase activity.